Molecule: messenger RNA, 5627 nt
Organism: Anguilla rostrata (American eel)
Lineage: Eukaryota; Metazoa; Chordata; Actinopteri; Anguilliformes; Anguillidae
Product: homeobox-containing protein 1-like
Exons: 10
Coding region: 353-1672 (439 amino acids)
Biological process (GO): positive regulation of DNA-templated transcription
Cellular component (GO): nucleus
Molecular function (GO): double-stranded telomeric DNA binding
Source: RefSeq, a predicted model, not a curated record
UGCAUCAACCCGCGAUGCGAUGGGGUCAGAGGUCGAUGCCAGAGAUCGGCUCCAGUACCGUUUCGGUACCAUUUCCUGCGCGCGCCAGCAUCGCGGCAGACAGUGACCCCGCUGUCACCUUCACUUGGCUGCGAGGAAGCCCGGGGACGUCCGCGGCGACGCCCGCAUCACCGCGAGGCAGCGCGCCGUGCACGGGCGGGCGAGACGGGGGGAGAGCGACGCUCGCAUCACCUCGUCUGCCGCACUCUGUCAGUCAAUCUGCGGCUACCGCACUGGGAGAAUUAUCUGCACCGUCGCGCUCUCUUAGGAUGCUCUCCCUGUGUGUCAUUAAGCUCCUCAGCCUCCGCGAGCCAUGCGACAGUGGUGCCUUCCGCCCAUAGCUCCCAGCUCGGAACCUCUUCUGACGGGUGUACAGUCUCCCCAGCUGCCUGGCGCGCCGUUAGAUGCCAGGAUGGAGUACUGUGACGUGGAGCCUCGCUACACCAUCGAGCAGAUCGACCUGCUGCAGCGGCUGCGUCUGUCGGGGAUGUCCAAACCGCAGAUCGUCCACGCCCUCGAGUCCCUGGAGAGGCUGGACCCCAUUCCAAGCCCCGCCCCCGCGACGGGCCCCGCCCCCACCCCCGCCAACGCCCAGUCCUCCUCCUCCCUCUCCUCCUCCUCGUCCCUCACCUCCGCCACUACUCAGACCCCCAGCCUGGACGCCUCGCCGUCACCUAGCAACAGCUAUGAGGCCUCCCCCCCGCCCCUCUACCCCGUCAGCGGAGGUCAGAGGUCGUUCUGUUAUGACCUGGCAGAGGAGGACUGGGACGUGGAGGAGAAAGUGGAGGAGUACAUGAGACGGGACAGCCACAUGGUGAAGGAGGAGAUCAAGGUGUUUCUGAACAACAGGAGGAUCUCGCAGGCGAUCGUUGGGCAGGUGACAGGGAUCAGUCAGAGCUACAUCUCCCAGUGGCUCCUGCAGCAGGGGCUGGAGAUGAGCGACUCCAAGCGCAGGGCCUUCUACCGCUGGUACCUGCUGGAGCGGAGCAGCCCAGGAGCCACGUUGUCACUGCGGCCUCUUGUGAAAGAGGAGCCGGACUGGAGGGCCAGCAUCAGCCCUGGGGGAGGCGGGGCCGUGCUGCCUGUGGGCGGGGCAGGAGUGGCACCUGGGGGCGGAGCUAUGAGGCUGCGCAGAGGCAGCCGCUUCACCUGGAGGAAGGAGUGCCUGUCAAUCAUGGAGGGCUUCUUCAUGGAGAACCAGUAUCCUGACGAAGCCAAGCGGGAGGAGAUCGCCAACGCUUGCAACUGCGUGAUCCAGAAGCCAGGGUGCAAGCUGUCCGAGUUUGAGCGUGUCACGGCACUGAAGGUGUACAACUGGUUCGCCAAUCGCAGGAAGGACAUGAAAAGGCGGGCUAACAUAGAGGCUGCUAUCCUGGAGAGCCACGGGAUUGAGGUGCAGAGCCCCAGCUGUCACUCAAACGGAGAGGAGGCGGAGCCUCCGGAGCUGACGGAGCAGAUGGGCGGAGAUCUCCGCCAGACCACCCUCUAUCAGGAGGAAGUGUGCACCAGGAAAGACCCUGAGCAGGACGUGACCUCACUGGCUGCCGUGGUGAUGACUCUCCCCAGCCCCACCCCACACCUGGCCAAUCAGAAGCCGGACGAACUGAAAACGGAAGCUGCCGACGAGGAGUGACGCAUGGGGGGCGGGGCUCGGGGGCGUGAAUGAAUCUGCCCGGCGGAGGCUGUGAUGCUGACGUCUCCAGGGAGAAGACUGUGGGACGGACAAUUACUCCAGGGAUUCCUAUGGUGCGCCCCCUAGUGGCAAGGAGGCAAUUGUACAUAUUUAUAAUAGUAACCCCAAUAGACAACUGUUGCAUAGUAAUCCACAUUUAGUGCACUCUGAUGAUAUAGUAACACAUGACUCCAGAUGGAAGGAUGGAAAAAUCACCCUUAAAGCCCUGAAAUUGAAGAGUGAAGAUUUCCCUCCCCCUACCUCAGCUAAAGACUUUUAUUUUGACCUGUUAUUACAUUAACAGCUUUAUUUAACUGAUUCAUGACAAACAUGGUCGUGGCCAGAUGACUGAAGUGAUGCAUUCUGGGAGAGAUGACCCUGCAGGACAGGAUUUAAAAGGAGCGAAAUGAAGUUGUUGUUUUUCUCUCUCUUGUGGGUGUGAGAGUUGAGAGAAUAUGUAUCAUAUGCAAUGGACUUUUCUCCCUGCAACUUUUAUGUUCUCAUUCCUAUAUACACCUGGACAUCGUGGUCAAAUGGAUCGACUAUCAAUAAAUGUAAGCGCUACUUGAAGAAAGUACUGAAUCUCUGGUAAACUGUGGUAAUCUCUAGAGCAGAAUAAAUUAUUAUCGUUGCUAUUUACCAAUGGUAACAUUAGUUGAUGGACGACUGCUGAAGAUUGGACCACAAAAUUAGCAUAAGUGACUUAGGUACGCCUAUUUGUGUUAAAACCGUAACUGUGGUUGCAAUCUAUCAGAAAUUAUGAUAGACACCGAGGCGCAUGCGCAUUUUUGUCAGUAGAUGAGAAGACCGUCUGAAAUGAAUCAUGCAUUAAUACUUUAGACGGCGAAACAAACGCAUCAUCGCUGAAGUCUUCAAUUAAUUAACAAAUCAACAAUCCAUACUACGUGCGAUCCCGAGCAGCACCGCUAGGUGGUGCCAUUAACUCAAACAACAAGCGUUUUUUAAAGUUGCAGAUGACUGGCUAGCUAAAGUUAGCUAUUGGCAUUUGCUACCACCUUGAGAGAACCACAAUUAGGACAAAACGUGUAUGUGCCUUUGGUAAAAUACCCACGAAAUAAUUGUGUUAAUUGCAUUUUACUUUUAUGCUUGUAAUUAUGUUUACAGGAUUAGUUACCGAAACAUUUUUUUUAUAAUUCGCUCGCUGGGCGGCUUCACUGGCUAAUAUGACCAGGUAAAGAACAAAUUAACCGAUGCAAUGAGCAGGAUUGACUGGCGAUGUUAAAUCAGGAUUUAAACGCUCCUUGGUCGCGUCAUAUUACAGACAACUAUCGGGUAUUAUUAGAAUCUAUGUCUAAAUAAUCUAAUCUAAAUAGUGUACAUUUUCUCUCAACUACCACCAUCUUUGCUUCCUAACUACGUAGCCUACACAUCUGUAUCGAUAACCAAAUAAUGGCAACAGCGUUAUAACCAAAUUACAAUUGUAGGUAACAGGGUAAAUUGCCGGUGUUUUUUGUUGAAUAGCCAAUUGACAUGUUAGAUACGCAGCUGCUCACGCGAAUGAUUUAAAUGCGCUUCUUGUUACAACACCGACAAAAUAACGAAGCACCCGCGUACUAAGAACGUUUUAUUUUUAAUGUAGAGUAACACGGCGUCCCCAGUGCACGUUAUCAACACUAAGUACCUACGUUGGCUCCAGCUUGUUGUGAGACAGAUCUAUCGCCGUCGGGAUCCCGAAACACGGUCGUAGAAGCUGCCAUUUUGCCCGUUACCUUUAGCUUUUGAUUCAUAGAGUUUGACUCCCGGCCAGAUCCGCCUUCGGUACUGGACUCAAAAGUUGCGAGUUGCGACAGAGGAUGAGGACAUCGAAACUUUAAGUGAUAAACAAACGCCAUACAAUAUUUAAACUUGCGAAACAUUUGCGAUGAUGCGCAUCAGCUCUCUUUAGAUCUCAGCCGAAAACGUUUUCAACGUACGUUUCUAAGUUACAAACGCACAUACAGCACUGUCUAUAAGUCUAUAAUUAAAACUUGCACAAUCUAGUCUUGCCGUUGAACAUAUUGAUAUCAAAAUGAGACCAAGUUACAAUAAACAAUAUCAGCUAUCUUAGCUCACACAGAUUAAACAAACGCUACUAAAAAGCAAUACUACCCAAAUGUUUCCUAAAUUAUUUAAUGUAACUUGGCCGUCUUUUUUCAUCUUUUCAUCUGAAGAAAAUGUGGUCGUAUAAACCUUGUGUCACAUCAAAGUGUCAAAUAACAAAAAAAUAAUCUCAUGGAAGAAGACAUCUUUUGAAUUGUUUUAAACAGCUGAUGAAAAAUUACAGUUCAUAAUGGAUAUGUUUAUACUUAGUUGUUAGGUUUGUCUUAAAAAGUGCACAAGUUUCUGUAUAAUUUCCAGCCGAGUCAUUACCGUUGUUAUGCGCGUGCUUGUAAAUGGAUGAGUUUCCAGUUUAACUAAUGGACUGCUUGUAAAACAUAGGCUACUUAACCAGCGAACGGCCAUUUUAGUCUGAAACUACAGAAAAAUAUAUGGAAUAUGUGCUGAGUUUUAUUGUAAAUGAUUACAGUAAAAUUGUGCAUGUCAUGGUAAACCUAAUCGCGUAAAUAAUGUGCGCCACGUCACAUAAUCAAAAUUUCAACCCUGCUUGUUUAGUCUUGGCCCGCUUUUGUAGACUAAUUAAUUCCCACUCUCAGUGCCAGGUCAUCUAGUCACAGUGCAGUUUAAUUAACAUUACAACACUUCUAAUUAUCUGCACCACUACACAUCUGUGCUGGGUGCAGUCCCAGCUGUACAGCUCCUGUCCCUGAGAUACAUCCUUUACGUGCACUGUCCAUGCAAGCCACUGCUGUCACCGUUACAACUGGUAUUUUAGCACUGUGAUUGUGCAGGCUAACCGCAUGUGCUGUGUGCUGACUGGUGUUCAGUCACAUACUGGGUGUGCAUCUUACCCAGUCAGUACCCAAGUUAUAUUUCAUAGCCAUUUCAUGUACCUCCACCACCCUGCUGCUCUGACCACUGCUUCACACUGCUACUCUGAUCACUGCUCCACACUGCUGCUCUGACCACUGCUCCACACCGCUGCUCUGAUCACUGCUCCAUACUGCUGCUCUGACCACUGCUCCACACUGCUGCUCUGAUCACUGCUGCAUACUGCUGCUCCAAUCACUGCUCCACACUGCUGCUCUGAUCACUGCUCCACUCUGCUGCUCUGAUCACUGCUCCAUACUGCUGCUCCAAUCACUGCUCCACUCUGCUGCUCUGAUCACUGCUCCACACUGCUGCUCUGACCACUGCUCCACACUGUUGCUCUGAUCACUGUUCCACACUGCUGCUCUGAUCACUGCUCCACACUGCUGCUCUGACCACUGCUCCACACUGUUGCUCUGAUCACUGCUCCACACUGCUGCUCUGAUCAUUGCUCCACACUGCUGCUUUGACUACUGCUCCACACUGCUGCUCUGACCACUGCUCCACACUGCUGCUGUGACCGCUGCUCCACACUGCUGCUCCAAUCACUGCUCCACUCUGCUGCUCUGAUCACUGCUCCACACUGCUGCUCUGAUCACUGCUCCACACCGCUGCUCUGAUCACUGCUCCAUACUGCUGCUCCGAUCACUGCUGCUCUGAUCACUGCUCCACACUGCUGCUCCAAUCACUGCUUCACACUGCUGCUCUGAUCACUGCUCCACACUGUUGCUCUGAUCACUGCUCCACACUGCUGCUCUGAUCACAGCUCCACACUGCUGCUCUGAUCACUACUCCACACUGUUGUGUGUUGACUGCUGAAGUGACAUGUGAAUUGGAAAUAAAUACACAAAUAAUUGAUUUAAUUAUUUUAUUCCUUUAUUGAGAGAGCCACAUCACCCAAAGUUAUUUUUUUGGAUGGAGGAAUUCAACAGUCCCAAUCAAAGCACCAGUCACUCACAACUUCCAAACAAAAUAAAUGAAAAGAGAA